Phytophthora sojae is the source of this 1899-nucleotide messenger RNA. RefSeq lists its product as hypothetical. Gene Ontology annotation, molecular function: protein binding; ATP binding; protein kinase activity. The record is from RefSeq and is a predicted model, not a curated record. Gene Ontology annotation, biological process: protein phosphorylation. The transcript has 9 exons. Bases 1 to 1899 code for a protein of 632 amino acids. NCBI's taxonomy places the organism in Eukaryota, Oomycota, Peronosporomycetes, Peronosporales, Peronosporaceae.
AUGGCGACCGUCUCGUGCCCGCGCGAGUGUCCGUCGGUGCCCACGCUGCUCGCGGACUGCGGUGGCACCUCGUCCGCCUCCCCCUCCACGCUCUUCCUGGCCUCUUCGGCGCGUCGGCGGCGGCGUCUGCGGCCCGAGAGCGACGCGGAAAGCUGCUCCCAAGUGUCCGAGGUGGAGACUUCGACGCUUUCCGGCCUCAAUAUCCAGGCUGUGGAGCUACAAAACUCCACGCUGACAGAGCUGUACGUAAGCUCUACAACCGCGAACCUCACGGACAAUAGCGUCGCCGACGCGAGCGCUCUGCUGCUCCCAGAGACGCUGCGGCAGCUGUACCUAGGCGAGAACCAGUUGACGACCCUCGAGAUCCCCGAGAGCUGGGGGCAGCUCGAGCUACUAGAUGUGUCCGACAAUCCCAUAGCCAAUAUUUCGGCGGCGGGGAAGGACGGACCGAGGAUCCUCAUCGCGAGGAACACCAGUCUGAAGUCCCUGGACAAGGCGGCGUUCCCGGACUCAGUACGGCAACUGGACUUGUCGUUGACGACGAUUGGAAACUGGGGCAACUUUACACCGCCCACGGAUUUGUCCAAGCUAGAUCUAUCAGGAAACAAUAUUACUACUAUACAGGGUGUCCGCUUUCCGCGCAAUCUCCAAACUCUGCUACUGAACGGGAGCAGCGUGACAAAGUUUGAGGUGUGCAAGUCCGAUGUGGAAGUUCUGGAGCGGCUUGAAACCUUCAACGUCACAGCAAUUACGCUUCCGGAGGAUGCAUGCUCCGAUGCAGCCACACCAAAGACAGUGACAAUUGCGAACGAGACGUACACCCUGUGCGUACUAACAGACACAGCUUUCGACGAGAAAUACCACCACAAAAAGGCGUCGUCGUCGAUGUCUCUCACGACAUUGUCACUGCUGUUGUUUUCGCUAGCGUCGGCAGUGUUCGUACUGUUGAUGCUCUUCGUUAUCAAGCGCAAACAGGUGGCGCCCGAGAAGGCGAAAAGCGUGCGCGAGCUUCAGCGCUUUACGCGAGAAAUCCGCCUGUAUGCCAGUCUGAACCACCCCAAGAUCGUCGCGUUCCGUGGCAUUUCCUGGUCGUCACUAGCAGAUCUGUCGCUUGUGAUCGAGUACAUGCCCAAUGGGGACUUGGCCCAGUUCCUGGAGAGACAACGGAUGCUCGACAGCCAGCGUCGAGGCUGGAACUGGACUACCGAGGAAGACUCGGGCUUCGCGCACAGCAAGCUGACCGUGGCGUUGGACAUUGCAGACGCCUUGGUGUACCUUCACUCGUUUGCAGAACCCAUCAUGCACCGCGACUUGAAGGCGCAGAACGUGCUGCUGAGCAACAAGUGGGUGGCCAAGAUCAGCGACUUCGGAGUCAGCAAGCGGCGGAAGCAGAGAGACGACAAGCGAGGGGUGUCCUCUGGCGGCCCGCAAACGGCAGAGGUCGGUACUGCAGCGUGGAUCGCGCCCGAGGUGAUCAAAGGCGCGCGCUACGACCAGAAGGCGGACAUUUACUCGUUUGGCAUCGUCAUGUGCGAGCUGGACACGUGCACCAAACCGUACACUUUGGGCGUUGCCAGCUCGCUCUCCGCCUCGGGGAUGACUUCGUUUGUGUCCUCUUCGAGUGCCACAGACGAGGAGCUCAAGAGUUUGUUGUCGUCCAACGCAGCGCUAGCAUUGGCGGUGAGCGAGAAGGGAGUGACUCCUGCCUUCCACUCGGACUGUCCGCGAGCGAUCCUGGACCUGGCGAGAAUGUGCCUGAGCUACGACCCCGAAGACCGACCAACGGCGAAGGAGUUGUGGCGUCUAUUGCAAGACUUGGCAGCUCCUGGUGCUUUGCUCGUUUCGUCACGCAAGGCUACGCUGACCGAAUCGAUUCGGCACGUGAGUACGAGCGCGUGA